UGCGACAUUUGUUUUUCAUGUCAGACCAGUGACUAGAGAUUGAGGCUUCCGGGUUAACGAUUUAACAAUUUAGCUGGAGCUAACGUUGUUGUUCUAUAAUUUCUAUAAAUAGUAAGUAGAAUGAAAAGUUAGUUAAUGACAUAAUCCAUGCGUAUUUCCGUAUAAGUCAAGAAUACUUGGCCAGUUUUUGAUAACUGGUCAACACCAAGGUGUUCAUGAUGAUAGGGUGGGAAAACGUUCCACCUUCUUUUAAGGAAGGAGCUUUUUGUCAGCCUUAUUAGCUAGCUAGCUGUUGAAUAAAGUUGCAGCUAGCAAGAAAGUUGGUCAUAUAAAGCUUUUAUCACAGGUUUUCUGCUGAAUUGGAACUGUUUUAAAAGAUCAAAGAUGCAGAACGCCCCUUCCUUUCCCGGAGUAAGCUCUCAGCAGCGCGUUGCUCCGUUGGGACAGACAAGAAACAAGGUGGCACUAAACCCGGGCCAUAGCCUUAUGGACUGGAUACGACUUACAAAAAGUGGACGUGAUAUGACUGGACUGAAAGGGCGAUUGAUCGAGGUCACAGAGGAAGAACUAAAGAGACAUAAAACACGAAACGACUGCUGGACAUGCAUAAGAGGUAUGGUAUAUAAUAUUAGUGCUUACAUGGAUUUUCACCCUGGUGGAGAAGGGGAACUGAUGAGGAUAGCUGGCAUAGAUGGUACUGACCUGUUUGACCAGGUCCACCGGUGGGUGAACUAUGAAUCCAUGUUGAAAGAGUGUCUGGUGGGGAGGAUGAUGGUGAAGGCCAGCACAGUUAUUAAAGGUCUUGCUCCACCGCCUCUUGUGGUGUUGGAGCCAAAAGUAGCGCCGAUCCCAUCUAAAGUCAAUCGCCCUCAAUACGAUUGGAUCCAGACCGAUGACGCUGUUAACAUUGUUAUUUACACCAAACAGAAGAUCCCCAGCUCAGGUUGUUCAGUAGUUGACCUUCAAGUUAACAUUCUACGGAUUGAGAUACUACUGGAAAAUUGGUCAUAUCUGCUUCAUUGGAGUCUGGCUCAUGAUGUUGAAGAAAAUGUUGCCAUUCAAACAGUCAAUUUGGUUGGAAAGGUUAAUGUGCACCUGCGCAAAACAGUCAAUGCCAGGUGGACACAAUUGGGCCAACCCCUACAAUCCCAUGAUUCAUUUAUUCUGAGUAAAGAUCGGGAGUUGUUCUACAGAGACUGUAUGCUGGUUUCUAAAAAAGAAGUUACACAUUGCACCUGGCUCUUCUGUUUCCGACUACCUCCUGGAGCAUGCAUGCAGAUCCCUGUGGGGAGACAUGUCUACCUCAAAGCCUCUGUUCAGGGCUGUGCUGUUGUGAAGCCCUACACACCAGUAGACCAGGUACUUAUGCCUCAAACUCCCCCCAGCACACAAGGGAGUUCAGAUAUCUAUCUCAUGAUUAAGGUCUAUCCUGAUGGAGUGUUCACACCACAUCUGAACAACCUUGACAUCGGCGCUCCUCUGUCUGUUAGCAGUCCGGAGGGUGCCUUCACACUGCAUAGCCUGAGUGAUGUCACUCAUUUGUACCUGUUAGCUGCUGGCACUGGCUUCACACCCAUGGCCCGCCUCCUCCAUCUGGCCCUUCAGGAACUGUCCUCUAUCAGAAAGACGAAGCUCAUGUUCUUCAACCGUCAGGAGAAGGACAUCCUAUGGCAUUCUGAGUUGGAGCAAAUAUGUGCAGAGGAUGCAAGGUUCCAGGUUGAGUAUGUCCUGUCAGAGCCUUCAGCCUCAUGGACAGGUAGAAGAGGACACGUAGACGUCUCCAAGCUGCAGGAUUUCCUGCAAAGACCAGGGGAUUCCAAGUGCUUAGUAUGUGUGUGUGGGCCCACUGGUUUCGCUGAGCUGACAGUGCAGCUGGUGAAGCAGCAAGGGUUCAGUGAAGAGGAGAUGUAUGUUUUCCAGGGUUGAUUUCUGAAUUCAAGCAUAUGGUGGCCUUAUCAUGCUGAUUGUUUCUAUGCACAGAAGACUGAAAUUCCUUGAUCAUGGGGAUUAAUAUGAGCUUACCACUCUGUACACACACUCCUCUGACACAUGAAUGACUGUCUUGAAAUCCCAUGUGUUUUGCAUUGGUACAACUGUGAGGGAACGUUUUAGUGUGCUGUGAACUGUUCUUCCAUCCUGUGUAAUUUUUCGUGAGAAUUUUCUUAGAUUGUGUGCUAACACACACACUGUGAUUUUAAAUUUGUAAAUCAGAUGCAUUAUUGUAGAGUUCAAAUGAGGUAGCCUGUUCAGCCUUUAAAAUAAUAUGUAGUACUAGUGACUAAAAAUUAAUAAAUAAAUAAACAAAACUGUGUAAACAAA
This is a messenger RNA of Electrophorus electricus (electric eel), 2319 nucleotides long. RefSeq names its product cytochrome b5 reductase 4 (gene cyb5r4). The record is from RefSeq and is a predicted model, not a curated record. Gene Ontology annotation, cellular component: endoplasmic reticulum; cytoplasm; mitochondrion. Gene Ontology annotation, biological process: superoxide metabolic process. Gene Ontology annotation, molecular function: FAD binding; cytochrome-b5 reductase activity, acting on NAD(P)H; heme binding. Lineage: Eukaryota; Metazoa; Chordata; Actinopteri; Gymnotiformes; Gymnotidae.